AUGGAAAAGUCCACAGAACUAGAUGUUAUUACCUCACAGCUUCAACAAACAUACAAACAAGUUCAACAUGACAAAACAUCCAUGCGUUUCUUUAGGUCAACCUUAAAAGAUUUGUCUCCACUGGUUCACCAGAUCGAUCAAUAUAAUGAUCAGUUGAAUCCACCUAGGGAGGAAAUCAAGCUUCUCACCAAAGAAAGCCCUGCAGAACAAAGGAGUCUUUGCUGGAACAGACAAGCUGUUAUGGCCAAAGAUGUUAAGGAUACACUUUAUAAGUUGAGAGAAAUUCUUGAGACUGUUAAUAAAGAGAAUUUUGAGAAGAAAAUAAGUGGAUCUGGUGGACUAGUUCUUAGGGGUACUUUUGGUGUUCCUCAAAAUCCUGAAUUUACGGUUGGUUUGGAUUUAUUGUUGAUUAAGUUGAAGAUGGAAGUUCUUAGAGAUGGUAGAUCUACUCUUUUGGUGACUGGUUUAGGAGGAAUGGGUAAAACUACUUUAGCUGCAAAGUUAUGUUGGGAUUUACAAGUCAAGGGUAAAUUCAAGGGAAAUAUUUUAUUUGUCGUCUUUUCGAAAACGCCUCAGUUGAAGAUUAUUAUAGAGAGGAUAUUUGAACAUUGUGGACAUUCUGUGCCUGAGUUUCAAAGUGAUGAAGAUGCUGUUAAUGAAUUGGGGCUUUUGCUGAAGAAAAUUGAGGGAAGGCCAAUAUUGUUGGUUCUAGAUGAUGUUUGGCCUGGCUCAGAAGAUCUUGUUGAGAAAUUUCAAUUCCAGAUAUCAGAUUAUAAAAUUUUGGUAACAUCAAGGGUUGCACUUUCAAGAUUUGACAAAACCUUUAUCCUAAAGCCUCUUGUUCAUGACGAUGCAGUAUCGCUUUUCCGCCACUAUACACAAUUGGAGAAAAAGAAUUCAAAUAUCCCUGACAAAGAUCUUAUCCAAAAGGUUGUGAAACAUUGCAAGGGUUUACCUCUUGCCAUUAAAGUGCUUGCAAAGUCACUCAGUAAUCGGCCAUAUGAGUUAUGGGAAAAGAUUGCGAAGGAACUUUCACUAGGCCGUUCUAUACUUGAUUCUAAUACUGAAUUACUUACUCGCCUCCGAAAAAUCUUGGACGUUUUGGAAGAUAAUCCCAUCAACAAAGAGUGCUUCAUUGACCUAGCAUUAUUCCCUGAAGACCAAAGGAUUCCUGUUGCUGCUCUCAUCGAUAUAUGGGCAGAGUCAUAUGGACUAGAUGAUGCCGGCGUAGAAGCAAUGAAUAUCAUAAAAAAAUUAGACUCCAUGAAUCUGGCUAAUCUCUUAAUAGCAAGGAAAAAUGCAAGUGACACAGAAAAUUACUACUACAAUAACCACUUCGUUGUCCUUCAUGAUCUUCUAAGAGAGCUUGGAAUUUAUCAAAGCACCCAGGAACAUAUUGAACAAAGAAAAAGACUUCUUAUUGACGUAAAUGAAAACAAACGUAAUCGCUGGCUUGAGGAGAAGAAAGGCAAAAUAACUCGCAUAUUGUCCAAGUUAGUUAAAUGGUGGGUUAAACCGAAACCUCAACAGAUCCCCGCCCGCACAUUAUCUAUAUCAACUGAUGAAACUUGUGCUUCAGAUUGGUCCCAAGUGCUGCCAGCUCUGGUUGAGGUUCUGAUUUUAAAUCUUCAAACCAAGCAGUACACAUUUCCAGAGUUGAUGGAGAAGAUGAGCAAACUGAAAGCUCUUAUAGUCAUAAAUCACGGUUUCCAUCUUUCUGAACUGAACAAGUCUGAGCUACUUAGCUUUUUAUCCAAUCUUAACAGAAUCAGGCUAGAGCGGAUUUCUGUUCCUUCCUUUGGCACAUUGAAUAAUCUGAAAAAACUAUCCCUCUACAUGUGUAAUACGCGACUAGCUUUUGAAAAGGGUAGCCUUCUAAUUUCAGAUGCAUUUCCAAAUUUAGAAGAUUUGAACUUUGACUAUUGCAAGGAUUUGAUGGCAUUGCCUAAUGGGGUGUGUGAUAUUGCCUCAUUAAAAAAGCUCAGUAUUACUAAUUGCCAUAAGCUUACAUCGCUCCCAAAAUAUAUUGGAAAGUUGGGGAAUUUGGAACUCUUGAUCCUAAUUUCCUGCACUGAUUUGGUAGAGCUACCAGAUUCUAUCGGAAGCCUUUUGAAUCUAAGACUACUCGACAUCUCCAACUGCGUAAGCCUUUCAAGUUUACCUGAGGAUAUUGGCAAUCUGUGUAAUCUAAGAACUCUCUACAUGACUAGUUGUGCAAGUUGUGAAUUGCCAUUAUCGGUUGUCAAUCUUGAGAAUUUAAAAGUAGUAUGUGACGAAGAGACUGCUGUUUCAUGGGAAUCUUUCCAAUCUAUGAUAUCUAAUUUAACUAUAGAGAUUCCUCAACUUGAAGUCAAUUUAAAUUGGCUUCACUCAAUUCGCUCCUAA
Messenger RNA from Vicia faba (fava bean), 2385 nucleotides. Lineage: Eukaryota; Viridiplantae; Streptophyta; Magnoliopsida; Fabales; Fabaceae. The record is from the annotation of a GenBank genome assembly.